This is a messenger RNA of Solea solea (common sole), 2317 nucleotides long. RefSeq names its product phosphatidylinositol glycan anchor biosynthesis, class A (gene piga). Gene Ontology annotation, cellular component: glycosylphosphatidylinositol-N-acetylglucosaminyltransferase (GPI-GnT) complex. Lineage: Eukaryota; Metazoa; Chordata; Actinopteri; Pleuronectiformes; Soleidae. The transcript has 7 exons. Gene Ontology annotation, biological process: GPI anchor biosynthetic process. The coding region runs from base 188 to 1687 and encodes 499 amino acids. The record is from RefSeq and is a predicted model, not a curated record. Gene Ontology annotation, molecular function: phosphatidylinositol N-acetylglucosaminyltransferase activity.
CUUCGAAGCCUCGACACGGAACGUCACGUCACUACCAGGAAGUCAUACGAGUGGCUAACUGGCUAUAUAGAGGCUAGUGAGCAGAAAUGAAUCUGCUUAUUAAAAAUACUGCCGUGCAUUUUCAUAGUUCAGAACAAGAUUGACAUUCUGCCCACGGUGCCGUGCACAGGCACACAGGGAAUCUGCAAUGGGCCAAAGAAGGAGAGGGGGAGCUGUGAAUACUCCUUCGUCUCAGGGAGUGUCUGGAGUUCCUGCGGAGUCUGGCAGGGUCUCCAGCGGGAUGCACAGCAUCUGCAUGGUGUCUGACUUCUUCUAUCCAAAUAUGGGAGGAGUAGAGAGUCACAUUUACCAGCUCUCCCAGUGUUUGAUUGAAAAGGGACACAAAGUGGUGAUUGUAACCCAUUCCUAUGGCAAGAGGAAUGGUAUCAGGUACCUGACAAAUGGACUCAAGGUCUACUACCUCCCUCUGCAGGUGAUGUACAACCAGUCUACAGCCACCACCUGUUUCCACAGUCUACCACUGCUGCGCUGUGUGUUUGUCAGAGAGCGUAUCACUGUGGUACAUGCACACAGUUCAUUUUCCGCACUGGCCCAUGAUGCACUGUUCCACGCGAAGACCAUGGGCCUUAACACGGUGUUCACUGACCACUCACUCUUUGGCUUUGCUGACGUCAGCUCUGUGCUGACCAACAAGCUUCUGACUGUGUCGCUGUGUGAUACCAACCACACUGUGUGUGUAUCAUACACCAGUAAGGAGAACACCGUGCUCCGAGCAGCACUCAAUCCAGAGAUCGUGUCUGUUAUUCCCAAUGCUGUUGAAUCUACCGAUUUCACUCCUGACCCUUCCCAGCGCCAAGAUGACAAGAUCACUAUUGUGGUCAUCAGUCGUCUCGUCUACCGCAAAGGAAUUGAUCUUCUUGGUGGGAUAAUUCCAGAGCUCUGCCUCAAGCAUCCUGACCUGCACUUCAUAAUUGGUGGAGAAGGACCAAAGAGAAUUGUAUUGGAGGAAGUCAGAGAGAAAUACCAACUCCAUGACAGGGUGCGUCUGCUGGGUGCUUUAGAGCAUAAAGAUGUCCGCAGUGUUUUGGUUCAGGGUCACAUCUUCCUCAACACGUCUCUGACUGAGGCCUUCUGCAUGGCCAUCGUAGAAGGAGCCAGCUGUGGACUUCAGGUGGUUAGCACGCGUGUCGGGGGCAUUCCUGAGGUGUUACCUGAGGAUCUGAUUACCUUGUGUGAGCCAAAUAUACGGUCCUUGUGCAUCGGUCUAGAAACGGUCAUCGCCCGGCAGCGGUCAGGCUCAGUCCACUCCCCUGCCUCCAUCCACGCUCGUGUGAAAAACCUCUACACUUGGAAAAAUGUUGCAGAGAGGACAGAAAAAGUGUACGACAGAGUGGCUGGAGAGGAGGUGCUUCCUCUGGACAGGCGGUUACGGAGGCUGAGGGCUCACUGUGGCCCUGUCGCCGGCUCCAUCUUUGCAUUCGUCGCAGUUUUGGACUUCCUCUUCCUGCUGCUCCUGCAGUGGUUGGUGCCAGAUCGAAUCAUUGAUGUCGCCGUGGACGCCACCGGCCCUCUUGGACUGUGGGGGCAGAAAUCGAGCAGUAAAAACAAAGCUCAUUCUAAGAAGCACACAAAGCGGGCAGCGGAACUUCACCACAGUGAUCACUCCUUACCUUCGUCUGACCUCUAACUGCACACAUGAGGGUAAACCUCUAAACAUUGCCACUACAUGAUAAAUGCACUCAUGGUCAUCCCAAACCUUGUUUACAUUUUGCUUAUCAAAGGGGCCUGAAGAUAUUUUCAUAUUUGAAAGCUGUGGUCGUUUUUAAUGAGCACCUUUCUUUCAUUGAGACAUUUAAUAGAUAGGGCUGCACAAUUAACCAUAAAAUAAUCAAAACGCAUUAACACAAAGUCUAAUAUCCAAAUCGAAAGACACCGUAAUUAUUUGAUGAAGAUAAAAUGUGUCAAAUCUGCAUUAUGAUGAAAUUCUGCAGUGUUGCAGGAAUUUAGGAGCCCCAAAAAUCUUGUCUGACAGAUGAGAAAAUGUCUUUGAUUUAUUGAUACAGGUAUGAUGCAAUAAAUUAUAUGUACCAAUUAUGAAUCAUGUCACAAUCAUAAUAUCUGUCAAAAUCACCUUAUGAUUAUUGCUUUACCAUAUUGUGCAGCUCUAAUUAUUAAUAGCACUGACCAGAGGGAGUAAAAGGGCUUAAUAACUAUAUACUUAUUGUUACAUUGCACAAAAAACGUUUUUUAUUAAGAUGAUUGUGUAACCUCCAAGACUGUCCAGACCAGGAAAUAAAUUGUAUUUUAAAAUGCUUUA